UGUUGAUUAACAAUUAAACUCAUUUUGCUACUCGCAAGAGCCAUGAAAACCACUGUCCCUUGCCCAUAAACAGAAGAAGACUUUCUUCUCUCAUCCAAAAUUUUCAAGUGUUGCGGAACUCAAGUGGAAGGAAAACUUCGAGGUUAAGGGAAUUACUACUAAUAAGUUGUCCUAAUACACUGAAUUGUAGAUAGGAAUGAGGAUAUUUUGGUUUGGUUACUUCGAGGACCUAUGGAGGGCAUGUGUUUCGAACGUCUAUCAUGACUAGGGGUAGCAUCCUAUGCUGAAGGUACUCGUAUACCUAGACACGAUGAGCCUAACAACCAAAUUAUCUGGAAUAAGCAACAUUGAAAGGAAGAGAAGCAAAUGGGCCAUCUCUAUGCAUUGGACUUUGAUGGAGUUCUUUGUGAUACCUGUGCAGAGACAGUUAUUUCUGCUCUUAAGGCUGCCAAGUUGCGAUGGCCAGCCUUGUUUGACAGUGUGGAUUCAGCUACAGAAGAUUGGAUUGUUCAACAGAUGAUUACAGUGCGACCAGUGGUGGAACAUGGAUAUGAUACUCUUUUACUUGUGAGGUUGUUGCUUGAGACAAGAGUUCCUUCCAUCAAAAAGUCUUCGGUGGCAGAGGGGCUCACAGCUGAGGGCAUAUUAGAGAACUGGUUGAAAUUGAAGCCUAUCCUGAUGGAAGAGUGGAAUGAGAAUAAGGAUGAUCUGAUAGAUCUAUUUGGGAAGGUCAGAGAUGAUUGGUUGGAGCAGGAUUUCCCUGGUUGGAUUGAAUCCAACAGAUUCUAUCCUGGUGUUGCUGAUGCAUUAAGAUUUGCAAGCUCAAGAGUGUACAUUGUCACCUUAAAACAGAGCCGCUUUGCCGAUGCUUUACUUAGAGAACUUGCUGGAAUAACCAUACCACCCGAAAGAAUGUAUGCUCUAGGAUCUGGUCGUAAAAUAGAAGUGCUGAAGAAGCUUCAAAAAAUGCCAGAACACCAAGGGAUGACACUGCAGUUAAGAUUUAUGUGCAUCCAUAGCUUUGUGGAAGAUAGAUUUGCAACCCUUAAAAAUGUGAUCAAAGAGCCAGAGUUAGAUAAAUGGAGUUUGUAUCUAGUGGAUUGGGGGUACAACACUCAGAAAGAGAAGGAUGAAGCAGCAGCCAACCCCAGGAUUCAGCUUCUUGAGCUCAAUGAUUUCAGUAGCAAGCUGAAAUAAUAAUUCAAAUUGAGUCAUCAAUAAUUUCGUUAAAUAUUUUUUCCGGAUAAAUUCCUUUUGAACUUCUAUCAUUAAGUGCGGUCAGCUGCAUGCAUCAUAUCAUCAUAAAUCAUAUGUGAUGAUAGACUAUUCUCUUAUAGCAUUCACAAUGGAGGUCCUUCUUCUUUUUAUGAUGUUGAGUUUAUUUGAUAAUGAUGAUUAUUUGGAUCAGAUAAUUGGGGUUACAACACUGCACAAGAGAAAGAGGAAGCCACAACUAUCCCUAGAAUUCACCUUCUUGAUCUGUCAGACUUUAGCAAGAAGUUGAAAUAGGGGGUCUCUAUUGAAUUUUCAAUUGUCAAUCAUUGAGCAACUACAUAUUUUCUUCUAACUCCUUUGACCUAUAAAAAAAUUCUAGUGAAGAGGGAACACACUUUUUACUUAGUAUACUUCUUCCUCUUUUAUGGUCUUGCUAAAAUGCAGUAAUUUGCAACUUUGAGCCACUGAUUUUAUAAAA
Cicer arietinum (chickpea) is the source of this 1693-nucleotide messenger RNA. RefSeq lists its product as uncharacterized. The record is from RefSeq and is a predicted model, not a curated record. Gene Ontology annotation, molecular function: SNARE binding. Gene Ontology annotation, biological process: SNARE complex assembly. Lineage: Eukaryota; Viridiplantae; Streptophyta; Magnoliopsida; Fabales; Fabaceae. Gene Ontology annotation, cellular component: lytic vacuole; endosome.